Terrapene triunguis (Three-toed box turtle) is the source of this 2399-nucleotide messenger RNA. It is a transcript of the gene NAT9, whose product is annotated as N-acetyltransferase 9 (putative). Gene Ontology annotation, biological process: protein acetylation. Gene Ontology annotation, molecular function: N-acetyltransferase activity. The transcript has 7 exons. NCBI's taxonomy places the organism in Eukaryota, Metazoa, Chordata, Testudines, Emydidae. The coding region runs from base 87 to 716 and encodes 209 amino acids. The record is from RefSeq and is a predicted model, not a curated record.
CCCAUUUCCUCCCGCCUCCCCUCCUGGGGCUGGAGCAGUGUCCCCCGCUGCUCGGAUGUGACGCAGUGGGGUGGGGGUUGAAGACUAUGAAGAUUAACCAGAACACAGUCUUACAGGGGAAGAAGGUGACCCUGGUACCAUACACCUCUGCUCAUGUAUCCCGGUACCAUGAGUGGAUGAAAUCGGAGGAGCUACAGCGACUGACCGCAUCCGAGCCACUGAGCCUGGAGCAGGAGUACGAGAUGCAGCGCAGCUGGCAGGAGGAUGCAGAUAAAUGCACGUUUAUUGUACUGGACACCGAGAGGUGGUCAGGGCAAGCAGGUACCGAGGAGGACUGCAUGGUGGGGGAUGUGAACCUGUUCCUCACAGAUAUGGAGGAUCCAACAGUGGGAGAGAUUGAAGUCAUGAUUGCAGAGCCCAGUUGCCGUGGCCGAGGCUUUGGCAAGGAGACAACUCUGAUCAUGAUGUUUUAUGGAGUAACAAAGCUGGGAAUUACUAAAUUUGAGGCUAAGGUCGGACAGGAAAAUGAAGCUAGUAUCUGCAUGUUCAAAAAGCUUCAUUUUAAGGAGGUUGCCGUGAACAGGGUCUUCCAGGAGGUGACAUUGAAACUGGAUGUGAAUGAGCAGCAGAGACAGUGGCUCCUGGAGCAAACUAACCACGUGGAGGAGAAAAAUUAUAGUGUGUUGAACCUACAGACCCGUGCCUCUGAGACCUGACACCUCUUCUAGAGGCAGGCAGGCCACACCCCUGCUAAGUCUCCAGGGAGGAAGAGUUUGACAACAUUACUGAGUUCAAGUAUGGAAAACACCUUGGGACCAAGAGUGAAUCAAACAACAAACUGCUUUGUUAUUACUCCACAUACCUGGUGUACCACCUGUGAAAUGCUGAUCUUCCACUGCAAUCGCGAUAGAGCAUCUAUAGCGACAUUCCUUUGAAAUAGUGCCUGGAAGCUGGGAUGGAUGAACAGAUGCUAACAGGUUAAGCAUAGAAGUACACCUUGGCUGGGAAUGGCCCUUUUAGCCACAAAGCUCCCUCUACCCUGUUCUAGGAAGGGACUGUCUACACCUCCAGGGCCUAUAAACAUUAGUGAAUUGGCCAGCAAUGCUGUCAGUCUGUGGAUGAGCAGAGUAGAUUGGGUUCCUAGCUAAAACCCCACCAUCCUUAGCAGAGUUCCUAGUGUCACAAAUGAAGUCUGAGUCAUAAGAGACUCUGGCCUGCUUUGUCACACAAACUGACACAUACAAUGUGACAACAUGAUCUGGUACGCAAAGUAGCUCCGUUGCCAUCCUUGGCUGGUAAACUGGUGGUUACAAGAUUUAAAAAAAUAAUAAAAUACAUAAGACUUAAACCAGUGGGGCUGUCCGUGGAUCUGCUAGACAAGGUGUUAAUAUUCCAGGUACUGCAGGCACCAGGCUUUCCCCUCCUGGCCUCUGUGCUUAGUCCUGGGGUGCCACCAUUGGCAGCUGCCCCACCAUCCACCUGUUCAUGCUCAAACCCGUUGUGUAGCUUGUCACAGCUCUUGGUUAGUAUGAGCACAGCUUAGUAGGAGAGGCCGGGACAACUAAGAUCUGAGAGGGGUUGAGUGCCCUCCUCUCCCAUUGAAGUGAAUUUGAGUUGUGGGUACUUCAUAAGGGACACCUGGCUGACUUCCCUUGAGUCAGCAAUGGUAAACUACUACAUUUCUAAAAGGUUAGGAACUAAUGUGCUAAACUGCUAGCAUGUAAAAAGAGGGCAAUCGAAGAGGAUGGAAUGAGAGUACUAAAUUACCUCUGUGCAUCAGCCUUCACCAGAUGAUGAUUUUCGAUGGGUAGAAAUACCUGUCUCAGUGCUGCUUGGUACAGGUACUGAAAAAGGUCAUCGCUGUGAUGGGGUAUCCAUAAAAAGGUGAAUGAGGAAAUUAAAUUGCAUAGAGGAUGUAAAGAAUAAAGCAGCUGAUGUGCUACUAUGCUUAUUUAAAACCAUCUACGUUACAAGUCAACCAGAGAAUGGCUAACCCUCUGGAACCCAGCCUUUAAGGAUGCAAUAAAUAAAACCUGUGGAACUGACUGCUGCAUGGUAGCGUUGACACCUCUAAAGUCUCAAAACCAGGAUUCGUGCUCAGGUGAAUAAGAACAUGCAUUCUGAUACCGCAGUAGUCGCCACUGGAGUUGGGAAUUUUUCAACAAAAUGGUUUUUCAUUUAAAAAUGCCAGUUUGUUGAAACCAGAACUUUUUGUGGAAACAUCACUUUUGAUAAAACUGGAGUUGGCAAGGUUUGUCAGAUCCAGGAUGGAAUUUCUGGUCAAGAACAGACACGCCUCUAGAAUGAAUCAAUGAGAGCAGGGCCUCAAACUUGGGUCUCCCACAUCCCAGGCAAAUGCUCUAAUCACUGUGGAGGGGUAGGGGGUGGUGUUUUUUCAU